This is a messenger RNA of Colletotrichum karsti, 933 nucleotides long. RefSeq lists its product as uncharacterized. The transcript has 2 exons. The coding region runs from base 1 to 933 and encodes 310 amino acids. Gene Ontology annotation, molecular function: protein binding. The record is from RefSeq and is a predicted model, not a curated record. Lineage: Eukaryota; Fungi; Ascomycota; Sordariomycetes; Glomerellales; Glomerellaceae.
AUGAAGAUGGCUGGCACUGCUGGCAGAACAAUCCAAGAUACUGAGAUGAUAUACACCUCUCGGAUCUUCAAGUUCGUCAUAGGACAAGAGGGAAAAGAAUUCUACGUUCACGAAGGUCUUGUCGCGCCAUGGUCCGAAGCCAUCAACCGGAUGUUGCAAAAUGGCAUGCGCGAGUCGCAAGAGGGCGUCGUGGUUUUUAAAGACCUCGACACGGUCGUUUUCGCGAGCUUCCUCGACUUCGCUACCUACCGCAACUACAAGUUCCAGAGAUCGCAGGAUCCAAAGAUACCUCAAGUCGACCAUCGAAGCCCGGAAAAAAGGUGCGACUCCCUUCGCGACCAUCUCGUUCCUUAUCAGGGAACGGGAAUGAUGGACAAGAGACCAUAUCUGAAGUAUAUGUACUUGUUCGUGGAGAGCAGCCACACAGGACGUAUCUACGGCCCUGCAUCGGGUCCAGCGGAGCUGAAUCCGCCCUUCGACGUUGAAUUGGAUUUGUCAAUAUCGAACCGGGAGUUUGGAGAAGUCACUCGACAUCACGUCAAGCUUUACGCAUUUGCAGAGCAAUGGGGCGUGUCCGAGCUGAAGCAGCUGUGCCUGCACAAGAUUCACAGCUGCCUAACCUGGGUCAAGCUGAGCAACAGCGGGUAUAACCUCUUAUUCGACAUCAUUAACCUCGCAUAUUCCAGCACUAUGCCUGGAGACAAGCUGCGGAAGCUUCUUAAUCAGAUGUGCGUGGCCGACAUCACCAUGAUCCGUGGCAUGCCCGGAUUCUCGAGACUAGCACAUGACCUACCUGAAAUUGCCGUGGACAUUCUGCUCGAGGAACCCAAGUACUGGGAAGAGAAGGCGAAAGCACUGGAAGAUGUCAUCGGAAAGUUUCGACCCCCCAUAGUCGAGAAAGAGAUGAAGGGGAAAAAUGAGUCUUGGUGGUGA